Molecule: messenger RNA, 4578 nt
Organism: Abrus precatorius (Indian licorice)
Lineage: Eukaryota; Viridiplantae; Streptophyta; Magnoliopsida; Fabales; Fabaceae
Exons: 20
Coding region: 55-4206 (1383 amino acids)
Biological process (GO): tRNA methylation
Cellular component (GO): cytoplasm
Molecular function (GO): protein binding
Source: RefSeq, a predicted model, not a curated record
AAUUGAAUGGAUUAAUGCUUAAACCCUACCCUGGUGUAUUGUUGAAGUAGGCAAAUGGAUUCAGCGAAUGGAGCAAUGGUGGAAAUGGAAGUGGAGAGAUUAAGCGAAUGGCGCGUGAAUCGUGGCCCCUACCUCGGAGACAUUUCAGCACUCUGUUUUCUUCAUCUUCCCAAUCACUCUCUUCCUUUUCUGCUCGCUGGUUUGGGUUCGGAAAUUCUUCUCUACAACUUAGAACUCGUUAAGAUCGUGAAAUCAUUCUCCGUAUUCGAAGGAGUUCGCGUGCACGGAAUUGUUUCUAGCUCGCCACAAGAAACCAAUGCCUCUGUAACCGUAAUUGCCGUGUUUGGGGAGACAAGAGUUAAGCUAUUUAGCUUCGCUUUUGAUAGGGUUUCUAAGAGCCCACAGUUAACGCUGAUUCAUUUGUUGCCAAAGUUUGGUCACUGGGUUUUGGAUGUUUGCUUCCUCAAGGGAUGCUUGCCUCAUUCCAAUGUGGAGAGCCAGUUUCUUGCUGUAGGAUGUAGUGAUAAUUCAGUUCAUGUUUGGGACGCAUGUAAUUCUAAUACGGUUCUUAAGGUUCAAUCUCCAGUACGGUGCCUUCUGUACUCAAUGCGAUUAUGGGGUCGCAAUCUUGAAGUUCUCCGUAUUGCAUCUGGUACAAUAUUCAAUGAGAUUAUUGUUUGGAAAGUGGCCCCUCAACACAAUAAAUCUUCAAGAAGCCGAGAAGACCAAGAUUGUUGGAGUAUUUCAUCCUCCAAUUUCUGCCAACUAAAAGAUCAACUGUAUGAGGCUGUUCAUGUAUGUAAACUUGUUGGACAUGAAGGUUCAAUUUUCCGAAUAGCAUGGUCAUCUUGUGGAGCUAAACUGGUAUCUGUCUCUGAUGACCGGAGUGCACGUGUCUGGGCUGUUCCUAUUGAAAGGGAACAUUCAUUGUGUCAUGAUCCCAUUGCCCUUGUUUUAUUUGGACAUAAUGCUCGAGUUUGGGACUGCUGUAUUUCUGAUUUUUUGAUUGUCACUGUCAGUGAGGAUUGUACAUGUCGUAUAUGGGGAGUUGAUGGUAAACAACUGCAAGUCAUCAAGGAGCACAUUGGAAGGGGUAUAUGGAGAUGUUUGUAUGAUCCAAAUUCAUCUCUUCUUAUUACUGCUGGGUUUGACUCUGCUAUUAAAGUACAUCGACCUUAUGCUUCUCUGUCUAAGAGCUUGGAAGCAGCACAAGAGUCCCCUGACAGGACAGAGAUGUUUUCCAUUUGCAUCCCCAAUGUGGUGGAGCAUUUUGGAUUUAUGGACAGCAAGAGUGAAUAUGUUCGUUGUAUGCGCUUUUCCUGUCAGGAUUCUCUUUAUGUUGCUACCAAUCAUGGUUAUCUCUAUCAUGCUAAAUUAUGUGAUGCUGGAGGUGUUCAGUGGAAUCAACUUGUUCAGGUCAGCAAUGGGGCACCAAUUAUCUGUAUGGAUUUAUUAACCAAGGACUCAUUUGAAAUUGACUGUGGUGCUGAGGAUUGGAUGGCUAUUGGAGAUGGUAAAGGAAAUAUGACAAUUGUUAGAGUUACUAAUGCUGCUUGUAAUCCUACAGUGAGAUUGAGCUUUACUUGGCCAGCUGAAAUGGAGAGACAGCUCUUGGGUACUUCUUGGUGUAAAUCCAUGGGCUGUAGGUAUGUCUUUACAGCUGAUCCUAGAGCAACAUUGAAACUCUGGAGGUUGCCUGAUACUUCACAACCUGAUCUUCAGAGCUCAACAAGGAGUAAUAAUGUGUCACUUAUAGCAGAGUUCAUAUCAAAUUAUGGAAUGAGGAUAAUGUGCUUGGACAUAUGCAUGGAGGAAGAGGUCCUGGCAUGUGGAGAUCUACGUGGUAAUGUGAUUCUGUUCCCUUUGCUAAAAGAUCUGGUGGCAGACACAUCUGCUUCACAUGAAAUGAAGAUACCUCCAGUUAGUCAUUUCAAAGGAGUUCAUGGGAUUUCAAGUGUCUCCAGUGUUUCUGUGACUAGGCUUGGUUAUAAUCAGAUUGAGAUAUGCUCAACUGGAGCAGAUGGUUGUAUAUGCUAUCUUGAAUAUGAUAAAGAAACACAAAAUUUGCAAUUUACGGGGAUGAAACAAGUGAAGGAGUUGACUUUGAUUGAACAUGUAAUGGAUAACGACUCUGUUGAUAGAUCAUCUAGCAGAUAUGCAGCUGGUUUUGCAUCUGUAGAUUUCAUAGUUUGGAACUUAGUUAACGAGAAUAAGGUGGUGAACGUUCCAUGUGGCGGAUGGCGGCGUCCUCAUUCAUAUUAUCUAGGUGAUAUACCAGAGAUGAAGAAUUGCUUUGCCUUUGUCAAGGAUGAAAUGAUACAUAUACAUAGACACUGGAUUUAUGAUAUAGAUGGGAAGAUAUACCCUCAGAGUUUGCAUAUGCAGUUCCAUGGAAGAGAGAUACAUUCCCUGUGCUUUAUCUCCAAUGAUGUACUUAUUGGAGAUAGUUAUAAAUGUACCUUAUUUUCUAAAUCAAGUUGGAUUGCCACUGGCUGUGAAGAUGGAACUGUGAGGUUGACUUGGUAUUCUCCAGGUGUUGAAAAUUGGUCCACGUCAAAAUUGCUUGGUGAACAUGUUGGAGGAUCGGCAGUCAGAUCAAUUUGUUGUGUGUCAAAAGCACACACCAUUUCAUUAGACAUGGGUGAUGGUGAUGCACCUGAUGGGGGUAGUGAACUGAAUGCUGGUCUUGAAAACAAAGAUAAUCCAACAUUACUGAUAUCAGUGGGUGCAAAGCGUGUCUUAACUUCUUGGCUACUCAAACAUAGGAGGCUGGACAACAAAGGUGAUUUACCAACUGAUCAUCAAUACAAGUCACAAGGAUUUGAUGAUAAACUUUUGUCAAAUUUGUCCUCAUCAAUGACAUUCCAGUGGCUUUCCACUGAUAUGCCAGCCAAGUAUUCAAUUACACCCAAAAUUCCAGAAAAUAAUUUGGAAAAACUUGGGGUCGCUGAAAAUGUUUCUAAUACAAACAUUGAUGAUAGACCGGGAUCACUCAUUUCUGAAAGUGGAAUAACAAACUUGAUCAGAGAUAAACAUGAAGAUGACUGGAGAUAUCUUGCAGUCACUGCUUUUCUUGUUAAAUGUUCUGGUUCCAGGUUAUCUGUCUGUUUUGUUGUUGUUGCAUGUUCAGAUGCUACUCUUAUGUUACGGGCUUUAAUUUUGCCCUUUCGAUUGUGGUUUGAUGUCGCUUUACUGGUUCCUUUAUUGGCACCUGUUUUGUCAUUGCAGCAUAUCAUCUUUCCCAUACAUAGGCCUUCCAAAGAAAUCAUCCAAAAUGAUAAUGUUUAUAUUGUGAUUAGUGGCUCUACCGAUGGAAGUGUUGCUUUCUGGGACCUAACUGAUAGUGUUGAGUCUUUCAUGAAGCGAGUUUCAGUUUUUAAUGUAGAGAAGUUUUUUGAUUGUCAAAAACGGCCACGCACUGGGAGAGGAAGUCAGGGUGGUAGACGCUGGAGAUCUUUGAGCAAUAGCUUGUCAAAGAAAAGACAAGACAGUCUUCUGGUCACCUCAAAAGCCAAGGACAAGACCAAAAACAUCGUUUGUGCUACACAGGGGACUUCAUACAUACCAAGUGAUUCUGAAGAUUGCAAGAUGGUUUGUUCUCAAUCCACACAUGUACCUUACUCCAAGCUAGAAAUCAAGACUGAUAAUUCAUCGGUGGAAAUAUGUGAAAUACAGCCUCUACACCUUUUGCAAAAUACUCACCAAUCUGGGGUCAACUGUCUCCAUGUUUCAGAGAUAAAGGGUGGCCAAAAUACUGAUAGUUGUCAUGUGUACAGUAUAAUUAGUGGGGGUGAUGAUCAAGCACUUCAUCAUCUCAUAGUUGAAUUAUCAUCUAAAUCAAAAUGUUUAAAUGAUGGGAUUUUGACCCCCGAUUUGGUCCCUAAACCUGAAUAUGGGAAGGGCAUCGAUUUUCAAAGCCAGAGCAAGAAUUGUGAGAUAAGAUUCUUAAAUUAUGAAAAAUUACUCUCUGCUCACAGCUCUUCUGUCAAAGGUGUCUGGACAGAUGGAUCUUGGGUGUUUUCGACUGGACUUGAUCAGAGGGUCAGAUGCUGGCAUCUUCAGCGGAGCAAACUAAUUGAGCAUUCACAUCUAAUAGUUAGUGUGCCAGAGCCAGAAACGUUAUCUGCUAGGGCAUGUGGCAGGAACCAUUAUCAGAUUUGUGUUGCUGGAAGAGGGAUGCAAAUAAUUGACUUUUCUGGAUCCUGACCAGAUUGAUGACUGGUGUGGAAUGUGAAGUGGCUGCUGUUAUUGUUUUGCUGUUAUUGAUGACUGGUCCUAACCUCAUCCUGAUGAUAAUUACUCGAGGCUCAGCAAAAUGGCUGACAAAAAUCAAACGUACUUGAUGUGAUCAGGCAUAAGAGUCUUAACAUAGACUUCAAAAGGAAAAAGCUUCCCAAAGUGUGCAUGCUGAUCAUAAGACUCUUACCAUCGCGCACAAGAUGCAUUUGCACUCCACAGGAACACGAUAUGUCUCAAUGUUUAGGCUAUGGUAGUUAAAAGCUCUAGAGAAAUUAUAGUUUCAAACGGAUCUUGCUAACGAGUUCUUAAAAAUACUAGUUUAAAAAGCUGAUGAUUUUU